UCAAAAUAAUAAACAUUAAAAAUUUUUUAAUGAAAUUAAAAAUAAAAUUUAAAAAAAAUGGCCUCAGACCUACAAAUUAUGGAAGUCUGUAUUGCCACAUUUUAUCAACAAAUAUUUUCUGCAGGCUUGUAUUCUAGAUUUUGAACAAUGGUAAGAGAAUGGGUUUGAAGUGCAUAACUUAGUCUGUGUGAGAUUAAUACAUUUAAUUAAAUAAAUGUAUUAAUAUAUACCUUAUGCAUACAAUACAUUAAUUAAUUAAACAAUGUGUUUAAUGUGUUCACAUGGAUGUGUACAGAGUGAAGUGUUAUCCCAACACCAAUGUUAACCUAUGUCAUUAAAUACUGUAGGAAAGGGAUGGAAAGUAAGAAAAUGUGAAGAUCUCUUUCCAAGGUAGGGUGGGAACCCGAAGGGACUCCCUUUCAUUACUCCAAAGCCAUAGGCAGCUCUUGGUUGCAUCAUGAGAUGAAUAAAUGUCAGGGGGAUAAGGAACUGGCAAACUUGGUGGGAUUCUGAGCAUUAGGGAAGGGCUAUUUCAUCUUCAGGAUUUAGUUGAAUUCCGGGGAGUUAGUGAGGACCAGGUGCUGUAAGAGGACAAUGAUCCCUCUGAUGCCCAGGCCUUGAUUAGUGGCAGUCAUGCAAGAGGGCGUAUUGGAUGAUGUAAUCGCCAUGGGCAUCGCUUCAAAUGUCACAUGUUACAGUAGAUAUAGAGAUGACACUCAAAGGGCCUAGACACAAGGGAAUAGGUUCAGAGUCAGGGACCCAAUGAGAUUGAUUAGGAAGCCGUAUUAGAACUGUUAUCAUUCUCCAAAAAAGGGGUUGUGGGCAAUCUAAAGUCACAUAGCGAGCAGGGAGUUUUAAGGGGGAGUCACAGAACUACUGAGCGUUGAUAUGUAGGAGAAGCAGUGCUACAGUGACUAAUCGUUCUUGAUAUGAUCUCAAGACUUGCUGGCAUCAGAAAAGGCCAGUGUUGGGGCAAACUCGCGCGAGUGGUUUAACAUGGCGGAAAAUGAUGCUCUAGCUGCUCCGAGUCCACGGGGUCGUGCGGACGGGGAGGACGCGGAAUCCCCGGAAGAGCGAAUGACAGAAACGCCGAGAGAUGAUCAGGAGCAGUUCGAGUGCCAGGAACUGCUGGAGUGCCAGGUGCAGUUGGGGGUACCGGAGGAAGAGGAAGACCUGGGCCCAGUGGCUGAGGCUGAGGCGGUAGCUGCCGGCUGGAUGCUCGAUUUCUUCUGCCUCUCUCUUUGCUGGGCCUUCCGCGAAGGCCGCUCUGAGGACUUCCACCGGACCCACGACAGCGCCGAGGCUAUUAUUUAUGGGCUAUCCAGAACCCCUCAUCAGUUGAGAACUAUAUACAUAUGUCAGUUUUUGACCAGAGUUGCAGCAGGAAAAUCCCUUGAUGCACAGUUUGAAAGUGAUGAACGAAUUAUAAUACCCUUGGAAUCAGCCCUGAUGAUUUGGGCCUCAAUUGACCAGGAACAUGAAAAACUUCAUAAAGAAAUACAGAAUUUAAUUAAAAUUCAGGCUAUAGCUGUUUGUAUGGAAAUUGGCAAUUUUAAAGAAGCAGAAGAAGUCUUUGAAAGAGUAUUUGAUGAUUCGAAUUCUUGUGAGCCUUUAAAAAGGAAAUUGCUUAUGGUAAUAUCUCAGAGAGAUACCUUCCGCUUCAUUUUUCAACACUUCAGCUGCAGCCAAAUGAUGGAGAAAAUUAAGAGUUACGUGAAUUGUGUAAUAAGUGAAAAAUCAUCAGCCUUUCUUAUGAAGGCAGCAGCAAACGUAGUGGAAAGUAAAAGAGCAAGAACAACUUCUCAAGAGAAACCUGGUGGUAACAAUAUUGAACUGGAAACUGAAGCUAAUUUGGAUGUAGGGAAAAGUGUUACUACCAACAAACAGUCUGCUGUAACUGAAUCCUCAGAGGGUACAGUAUCCUUAUUGAGGUCUCACAAGAAUCUCUCUCGAUCUAAAUGGAAACACGGAAGCCAACAAGAUUUUAAUAAGAGAGAAGAAAGAGUGGAAACUCUUCAAAGUGGAAGAAAGGUAAAAAACAGACAUGCCACUGAAAGCAGAGAAGACAUUUCGAACAAUCAGCCGAUAACUUCUAAACCCCGUCGAUCUAGGAAAAAGCAGGCAUGGCUUUGGGAAGAAGACCACAAUUUGAGAUCUGGUGUGAGGAAAUACGGAGAGGGAAACUGGUCUAAAAUACUAUUACAUUAUAAAUUCAACAACCGAACGGGCGUCAUGUUAAAAGACAGAUGGAGGACUAUGAAGAAGCUAAAACUGAUUUGCUCAGACAGUGAAGACUGCGUGUGUUUGUAAACUUGGUAAAAGGUCAGUUAAAUAUUUUGAUCACGGAAUUUUGUUUGAAACUUGGUGGUCAUUGAUCUAUCUUAAAAUUCUUGUCUAAAGCUUUACAGUAUCCUUAAAAUGUCACUUUAAUCUGAAGAUUGAUGCUAUGUGAGUAAGAUUUUAUGUGAUCGUUGGAUUCUUUAAUAAUCUUUUUCCUUUGAUAAAAUGUGAAUUUGUUGA
Suricata suricatta (meerkat) is the source of this 2520-nucleotide messenger RNA. RefSeq names its product telomeric repeat-binding factor 1-like. Gene Ontology annotation, molecular function: telomeric repeat DNA binding; protein homodimerization activity. The record is from RefSeq and is a predicted model, not a curated record. NCBI's taxonomy places the organism in Eukaryota, Metazoa, Chordata, Mammalia, Carnivora, Herpestidae. Gene Ontology annotation, cellular component: chromosome, telomeric region; nucleus. Gene Ontology annotation, biological process: telomere maintenance.